AUGGACCUCUCCCAGCUCGAUCCCACUGUCAAAGCGCAAUUAGAGGCGUACCUUCAAACAGGCAUUCAACAGGCCGUCGCGAAUUUGAAAGGAGAGUUUGAGGAGCAGAGAGUACAGUUGCAGAAGGACCACGAAGCCGAACGGUUGAAGCUGCAAGAGGAAAUCGGGCAGCUGCAAUCGCGACUAGCUGGAACAAGUGGAACAAUCCACAGCACGGGCCAAGCUUCCCGAGCGCCCAUGACACCACCAGCCACUCAGGCCCCCUCUGGACCGGUCCCAUCUGCCUUUGCGGCCUCGACGCGAGCAAAGGCUCGUAAACGCGGCCAAUUGAAGGGACGUGUGUCCAGUCAAACGCCCUCACCGUCCAAACGAAGUCCAUCCAGAGCACAAGCAACGAAAAAGAAGAAGCGAAAGCAUCAGGAGGUAGAGGAAGAUGAGGAAGAUGCUCAAUCCUCUCGGGAAAGUACCCCGCGCCCGUCGGGGUCAAAGGACAGCACGAGUGUGUCCGGAGCAGCCGAUGAGGCGAAGAGUGCCGCACCCUAUCAGCUACGCCGUGAAGAUGUUCCCAAGGAAGCGACACACGUUAUGGCAGCCCUACUCCUCCACAUCCGUAUUCUUUGGGGCCUUUUCAGCAGCGAUUCAGUACCCCAUGACCCAACGCAGGAGGCUUUGAAGUCUUUUGCGCGUUUAUUCUCAACGGAGGCGUCAGUAUAUCAACAGAAGACAGUGACCGAACCCAUUAUCUCACCCACCCUCGUCAACAUCACUCCUGUAUCGGCACUCAAGUCCAAGAGCAGGAUAAUCGCGCAGUACCGGAAGGUCGAGGAGCAUAUCCUCGAUUAUAUGAAGACCUUUAUUGCCCGAUAUGGCCUCAAGAGCUGGUGUCCCGACUUACGCCAAACACCUUACUCCCUGUACAACGCCACCCACCGCAUCAUCUGUAUCGACACAUUCAAACAAGGGCUGGUUGCUGGGGCAUACAGUGUGGCCUUCCCUCGCAUCAAUACAACCUACGCGACCAACACCGACCUCUUGACGAAAAUGUACGACCAUCAUGUCCACCACUACCUAUUCGGUCUCUACACCAAAGAGAUCAAGGAGCCUGGAAGUGUCGGUAGCAAGGGUGGGCUUAACAUGGUGUACAAGAAUCGAGACCGUCUCUGCAAACAGCGUCGCCUGUAUAUUAAGAAGAACAAGUUCCCGCUGCGGUACCUCCGCCUCAUCACAACGGAGACAACAUCUGACGACGAGCGUGAUCCUGAGGGCCGCAAGCGAGAUGGGCAGGACAUUUACUGGAUCAAGGCCAAAGCGGGGCGUUCUGACAAUGCGACACUAUUCAUCCGCACCCUCGACAAGCGCCGCCUCAAUGACGCAAAGCACGAUCCCAGCAGCCGCGGUAAAGAGCGACUUCGACUUGUUCCACCUGAUGACAUGGAAUUGAAGCCUUCUGUUCUGACGCGCCUCGGUACGGGUAUUCCGCUCGACUACUACAACCCCACCUUCUACAAUAACCUCUCCCCUGCUGUCCGUGCGAAGGUCGCCUCAUGCGACAUUGUCCUCCCCCAUGGGAACAUGGACGACUUGUUUACAAAGUCCGGCGAAGAAGAGCUAACUGAUGACACACUCUACGAGAAGUAUCGAGCGGCGUUCUCUGAGCUAUACCAUUAUGUCGAUCCGGAUGACCUAGCUGAUGAUGAGUCUAGUGAUGAUGAGGGCGGCGACGAUGAUGACGAGGAGGAGGAAAAUUUCUUUGAUGAUGACAAUGCAGAUGGUGGUAAUGAGGACCAGGAGAUGGGAGAGGACAGGGAUAGCUCCAUGGAUCUGGAUGGCGGUGUGACAGGUGCAGAGGCGGGCAAUAGUGGUGAUGGUAGUCGAGCUCAGAAACGACGUAAGCUAUCUCCCCGGAAUCGUGAUAGGGACUAG
Molecule: messenger RNA, 1923 nt
Organism: Coprinopsis cinerea okayama7#130
Lineage: Eukaryota; Fungi; Basidiomycota; Agaricomycetes; Agaricales; Psathyrellaceae
Exons: 4
Coding region: 1-1923 (640 amino acids)
Source: RefSeq, a predicted model, not a curated record